ACGCCCUUCAGCGGCACUGAGCGGCUCUUUCCCCCCUCACUUAGUCUCACUUUUUGGUGCAGAGAAGUCGCUUUAGUGUUGUCUAUCAACGGGCUUACCUCACUCACAGAUAGGUAAUCGCCACGCUUUUGCUGACUCACAGUGUCACAUAUCUCAUCAUCGUGAUGGCAAUUUCACUCUUCACCCUUGAACUAAUCUAAAUGUCAUCCAUCUCAUAGUCUCCCUCCAUUUUCAUCUUAUCAACAAUCAUCAUCAUAUGUCAGGGUUAUGUCAACCAUGGGAAUGAGCAGCGCGUGAUUGUUCCUCUUUUCUCUUUUCUCAAGCUCAUCUCACCCAUCGCCUCUCACUCAUAUUUCCUCACACUGAGAUAGAGCGGCAUGAGACACAGCAUAUCAUGGCCUCGCACUGCCUUGCGCAGCAGCGGCCAACUAUCACAGCGAUGCAGACUAUCACAGGCGGCAUGCAUACCUCACACGCAGACGCAGACGAGAUGUCUGAGUGCGGCGGCCGCUGCAGCCCAAGUCACACCGAGCUCCCAACACCAGCCACUCACCACCCGCCGGAGUCUCAUCAAGGAUGCGAAGCCCUUCUCCGACUUCCUCACCGAUACCUUCCACCGCCAGCACGACUACCUCCGCAUAUCCGUCACGGAACGCUGUAACCUUCGCUGCCUCUACUGCAUGCCCGAAGAAGGCGUGCCGCUCUCCCCGACAAAGGAACUCCUCACCACCCCGGAAAUUGUCCUCCUCUCCUCCGUCUUCGUCUCCCAGGGGGUCACCAAGAUCCGCCUGACGGGCGGGGAGCCCACGGUGCGCCGCGACAUCGUCCCGCUCAUGCACCAGAUCGGCGCCCUCCGGCCCCACGGCCUCCGGGAGCUGUGCCUGACCACCAACGGCCUCUCCCUCCACCGCAAGCUCGACAGCAUGGUCGAAGCCGGCCUCACUGGCGUCAACCUGAGCCUCGACACCCUGGACCCGCACAUGUUCCAAAUCAUGACCCGGCGCAACGGCUUCGACGCCGUCAAGAAGAGCAUCGACCGCAUCUUUGCCCUCAACAAGGCCGGCGCUGGCAUCAAGUUCAAAAUCAACUGCGUCGUCAUGCGCGGCCGCAACGACGCCGAAAUCGCCCCCUUUGUCGAGAUGACGCGCGAAAAGGACGUCGAGGUCCGCUUCAUUGAGUACAUGCCCUUUGACGGCAACAAGUGGAACAAGGGCAAGAUGCUGGGCUACGCCGAGAUGCUCGACGUCAUCCGCGAGACGUACCCGACCCUAGCCAAGGUCGAGGACCACAAGAACGACACGAGCAAGACGUGGCACGUCCCCGGGUUCGCGGGCAAGAUCGGCUUCAUCACGAGCAUGACGCACAACUUUUGCGGGACGUGCAACCGGCUGCGCAUCACGAGCGACGGCAACCUCAAGGUUUGUCUCUUUGGCAACACCGAGGUCUCGCUGCGAGAUAUCCUGCGAAAGUCCAACAAUGGCGAGCCCAUUGACGAGGCGGCGCUCGAGGCGAUGAAGCAGAUUGAGAUGGACCGCCGGCAGGGGCUGGCGGACGCCGAGAAGCCGCUGGGCGCGGCGCUCAACGAGGCGGAGCUCCUGGACGUCAUCGGCAUGGCUGUCAAGCGGAAGAAGGAGAAGCACGCGGGUAUCGGGGAACUGGAGCAUAUGAAGAACAGGCCGAUGAUCUUGAUAGAUUCGCAACCGCUUCAACCUUCUCGUCCACUAUCUCCCGUCAGGGUCUCCAAGCCAAUGUCCAUGAGCACGCCCAUCAGCUUCAACCCGGCACCUUCACGCCGUCCUCUCGGCGUGCCAAGGGUGCCCAUUCACCUCCUCACCCCAACACCACAUCACAACUCCCAACUCAGGCUCUUCUCCUCAACCACCACCCGCCGCAACGACGACUCCUCCGAUGAUAGCAAGACCAGCAUCAGCAAAGAAAACAAGUCACAAGCCCCCAAACCAUCCCUAACACACAUAUCCCCCACAGGCUCAGCCCACAUGGUCUCCAUCGCCACCAAACCCCCCACAGCCCGCAUUGCAAAAGCAGCCUGCACAAUAACCUUCUCCACCCCCUCACCCAUCAACCUCAUCCGCGCCUCCCAGAUGAAAAAGGGCGACGUUCUCGGCACAGCACGAAUCGCAGGCAUCAUGGCCGCCAAGCGCACUCCCGACAUCAUUCCACUGUGCCAUCCGAUCCUGCUCUCCCACAUCAGCGUCGAGGUCGAGCCGGCCAGCUCCUCUGAGGAAGAGACGGUGAUUUGCGUCGAGGCGACGGUCGAGUGUGAGGGGAAAACGGGGGUCGAGAUGGAGGCUUUGACGGCUGCUGGGGCGGCGGCCCUGACGGUGUAUGAUAUGUGUAAGGCUGUGGACAAGGGGAUGGUUAUUGGCGGGUUGAGGGUUGUGUUGAAAGAUGGGGGGAAGAGUGGGCGGUGGGAGAUGCCUUGAGGGGAUACUUGCUUUUUCAUGAAGAUCUUCCAUCAUUUAGUAUGGUUGAAAGGGGGUUGAAGUUGGCAGUUGGGUACUCGGAAAAUUGCAAAGGACAGGAGUAGAAGAUGUUGCUCGCUGUUGCUGAAUUUUGUCGUAGAGCAGAUCAUCUCGGACAAAUCCCAUUUGGAGCCAGACCAAGGUACCCCUAGAUAGCAAGAGCAAAAUAGUAAGUGACAAUCCCAAGUCAAUCAUAAAAACACCCCAGAUGGCAUCCAGAAAGCGACUUUAAGCAGAAGAAUAAACUCCUUUAUCCAC
Messenger RNA from Colletotrichum godetiae, 2741 nucleotides. RefSeq lists its product as uncharacterized. The record is from RefSeq and is a predicted model, not a curated record. The transcript is spliced from 2 exons. Lineage: Eukaryota; Fungi; Ascomycota; Sordariomycetes; Glomerellales; Glomerellaceae. Gene Ontology annotation, molecular function: GTP 3',8'-cyclase activity; metal ion binding; 4 iron, 4 sulfur cluster binding. The coding region runs from base 378 to 2444 and encodes 688 amino acids. Gene Ontology annotation, biological process: Mo-molybdopterin cofactor biosynthetic process.